CGCUGCGUAAGCAUUCCUUUUUGAGGGAUCUGCAUAUAAACGACUGCGAGUUUAUUUUCGAUGACCAGUUGCCGACCUGAUGGCACGCCUGUCUUGAACUGAACAUCAUGGAGCUGUUGGGGUAUGAUUUGUCCAUGACUUGGAUUCUGGCGAUUGGUGCUGUGUUUGUGUAUCUAUGGUAUGAUUGGUGGUGUCAUCAUUAUUUCCAGAGACGAGGCAUCCCUGUAGCUGACUAUAUUCCUAUCUUUGGGAACAGGCUGCAAUGGCGUGAGGGAAUUCGGCAGGCUAUGGACGACUAUCACAAGAAGCAUGGAAAGGUGGUCGGGAUGUACGAUUUUCAACGCCCAAUUCUGAUUGUCAGUGAACCCGAAUUCCUGAAGAGUAUCCUGGUCAAGAAUUUCUCCAAUUUUCCCAACCAUCGGAAUCCGCCUAUGGUUAUCUUGGACCCGUCCCCAGUCGGCAGAGGCAUGUUCUUCUUGGUUGAUAACGACUGGAGAAACAUCCGCAACACGCUGACACCGUCAUUCACCGCAGCUAAAAUGAAAUAUAUGUCUCCACUGAUCAACGAGUGUUGUGAUACUCUACUUACAAGUAUCAGCAAUGCACGAAGUGAAGGCAAGGCCAUAGACUGCAGAACGUUGUUUGGUGGCUUCACCAUGGACGUGAUUGCGUGCUGUGCCUUCGGUCUGAGUGUGAACUCCCAACAGGACAAGGAUGAUCCGUUUGUCCAGAAUGCUAAGCUUCUCUUAGACGGCAGGGGCUUCAGAAGUAUUUCGGCCUUUAUUCUGUCUUCCUUUCCAUUCCUGGCACCCGUGUUUGCUUACUUCAGAGUUGGCUUAUUUUUCGACCCAUCGGCUGUGAAGUUUUUCCUUGGAGUGACGGAGUCUGCGCUCAAGAUGCGCAAUGAGGAGGGUGGCAAAUCCUCCAAACGUAUUGAUCUCUUGCAACUGAUGCUGAAUGCUCACAAUGACACUGAUGUCGAUCAGGAAGACACGCCCGUCCCAGGGGACGGCCCAGAAAGGGGCGUGAUCCAACGCAAGCCCCUGUCAACCAGAGAUAUUAUGGCUCAGGCGGUUCAGUUCUUCCUGGCUGGGUACGAGACCACGAACACGCUUCUGACCUUCACUGCUUUCGUGCUGGCUACCAACCAAGAUGUGCAAGAGAAACUGCACGCAGAGAUUGACAACCUUGAUCCCACGAAAGGCAACCUCGGCUAUGACGUCAUCGGCAAGAUGGAGUACCUGGACAUGGUGAUCAGUGAAACACUGCGCAUGUAUCCCCCGUUAGCCUUGCUUAACCGGGUCUGCAAUGAGACAGUAUGUUGCGAUGGCCUCGUCAUUGAAAAAGACAUCCACGUGUUAAUUUGCGUCUGGAACCUUCAUCAUAGCGAGGAAUACUGGAACAACCCGUACAAAUUUGAUCCUGAAAGGUUCAGCCCUGAGAACAAGGCCUCCAUCAAACCGUACACCUACAUGCCGUUUGGCUUCGGUCCAAGAAUCUGCUUCGGCAUGCGCUUUGCCUUGCUGGAAGGCAAGAUGGCGCUGGUCCGUAUGAUGCAGCAGUAUCGUUUCGAUGUCUGCUCUGAAACUGAGAUUCCGAUUCCGCUCAGCAAGACUGGACUUAUUGCUCCCAAGAAGCUGAUGUUGAACAUCCUGCCGAGGAACUAAAACCACCUCACCGUGUGUGUUUUUGUUUUCUGAUUUUCGAAGCAUCACUUGUUCUCUAGGGGCAGUUUUCACGAUAUUUCUUUUAAUUAUUUUGAGCCUUUUGUAGACUUUUUCUCGAUGCCCCUUAUCGCCAAACAUGGGUACACCCCUUCCCGUACAAUAUGUUUAAAGAGAGUUAAGUACAAUUAAAC
Molecule: messenger RNA, 1858 nt
Organism: Patiria miniata (bat star)
Lineage: Eukaryota; Metazoa; Echinodermata; Asteroidea; Valvatida; Asterinidae
Product: cytochrome P450 3A24-like
Exons: 13
Coding region: 108-1667 (519 amino acids)
Molecular function (GO): steroid hydroxylase activity; iron ion binding; oxidoreductase activity, acting on paired donors, with incorporation or reduction of molecular oxygen
Source: RefSeq, a predicted model, not a curated record